GUUCCAGACUCUGACGAUGAAGACGAACAAGAGGUGUGUGGUGAAGAGGUGUGCAGAGUAUGUGGCGCCGAGAAGGCAGGAAUGCACUACGGGACCGUCUCUUGUGUAGGAUGUAAGGGUUUUUUCCGUCGGGCGCUUAUGAAGGCCGAUCAACUCGAAUGUCACGCAAACGGCAACUUUUUUGUUUCAGAUUUCCGAACUCAGUGUCGAAGUUGUCGAUUUGAGAAGUGCUUAGAGGCCGGUAUGAAGCCUGAAGGUAAGAAUUAUUGUUCUCCAAAGCCCAUAAAUAAAAGCGACUGGAUGAAAAAACUGACGGUUGAGAUGAGAACGUUGCUGAUGAACUUAUUAAAUAUCGAAGCAAAAGUGAUGAAGGGUGACACGAAUGUAGAUGCUUCACAGUUAUAUCCAUUGCGAGUAAACAGACUUCGAGAAAUCAUUGCCGAUCCAACUAAGCUGAAAGGUAAACGAUGUGAGAUGCGUUAUGAACCAUUUCGUAUGGCAAAGAAUAAUGAGCUAUCCAUGGUGGCCUACCGACGGCUUAUCGCCGCAAUCGAUUGGGUGGAGCAUCUUUCCGUGUUUAUAGGUGGCCUAAGUGUUGACGAUCGAGUGGCUUUGGUAAAAAACGCUUUUGCUCCACUUAUGGUGUUCAAAUUCGCGUGCCGAACUGCUGAGGCGGCAAAGGACAAAAAUAUUCUUUGUCUUUGUAACUUCUCCUAUGUUCCGAGAAAUAUAUCCGCGGCAUUUUCCGACAGUUAUCAUCUUGGAAACGGCCUCGUUGAUCGUGCCUUAGACGAAUUGGUUCAGCCAUAUCGCGCCUAUGGAAUGCGAGAAGAGGAAAUCGUGUGCAUGAGCGCUUUGAUCGUUCUCAAUCCAUUAGCGCGAGAUUUAUCAGUGGAGGCAUUCGAUAAGAUUCUGGAGCUUCGAAAUAAAAUCGAGGAUGCAUUGUUUGUCGUCAUAAAAGAGGCACGUAGUACUCAACAUCCGGCCGUUUGUUUUGGACGCAUUCUUCUAUCGUUACCCAUUGUCACGAUGUUGGCGAAUAGCAUGUGUGAGAACCUGCAAUUCGCUCAGAUAUUCUCUAAUUCUGGAAGGAUCCCGUUGCUGACCGAUCUUUUCGGGUACGUUCAGACGAUUGAAUGUUGA
Molecule: messenger RNA, 1143 nt
Organism: Angiostrongylus costaricensis
Lineage: Eukaryota; Metazoa; Nematoda; Chromadorea; Rhabditida; Metastrongylidae
Source: the annotation of a GenBank genome assembly